UGUUAUGAGAAAAGGAAAAAAGAAGAAAAAUAAGAUUUACAACGAUUAUGAUAAUUUUGUAUAUCGAAUAAAUGAAAAAACGUAUUUAUACGUUUUAGAAAAAUUAUUUACCGAUUUUGCCUGGUGUAUUAUGUAAGAUAUGUUAUGUUAAACACAUAACCUAUGACUACACAUAUAUCGGACGUAAUGUAGAUCAUCGAAUGGUUUGACCGCGAAAUGUGAAAUGUAUUUGUUUAUAUUUCUACGAAGGUAGUCUUAUUCAAGUGUCUCUUCAUAAUUAUUUGAAAAUUUCAACGAUGAGCUGGGAAGUUUGCUGCAGGAAUAUGUGUCGUGCAUGCAUGAAAAUUGAUGGUGUACUUUUGCCAAUGUAUGAUGACGACACUAUUAGUAGCAAAAAUUUGCCUGAAAAACUUACUGAACUUACCUCUGUUCAGAUUGAUAGGUAUGAUGGACUACCAAACAUGCUUUGCGCCAAAUGUGCUUAUCGGACUGUUGCAUUUUAUGAUUUUAAAUUACAAGUACAAGCGACAGAAGAAAAACUUAGAAAGAUGUUUGAUACACAAAUGGAGGAUAUCAAGGAAGAAAUUGAAGAAAAUGAAAAUGAACAAGAUUCUAUAAUGUUAAGCAAAGAAUCAGCAGAAAAGAAAUGUUCGUUCGAUUCUUCUGAAACAGUUUCUGUUAAUUACGCAAGUUCUAUUAAUGAUGAAUUAAAUAAGGAGAUUAAAGUAAGCAAAGAUGAAGUAGAACAAUCUUUAGAAAUAAUAUCAUUUAUGGAUUUGAAUCAGAGUAAUGAAACAGAUAAGAUUCCAGAUCAUUUAAAUAAGAUCAUCAAUGUUGAUCAGCAAGGUAAAUUAUAUAGUAUUAAAAGUGAAUUAGUCAAUCAAUUCUAUAAUACUCUUAGUUCACACGAUUUAAAUCGUACAGUAGUAUAUAUAGGAGAUACAGUAAUGGAUUCUAUCAAAUCAGAGGAUCAUAAUAAUCCUUGCAAGCCAAAAGAUGAAAAUAGUAUUAAACCAUCAUUUUGUAAAGAGAAUUUUGAAAAAUCUAGUACAAAUGACGAAUUUUUAGAUACAAUAUAUAUAUCUGAUAAUACGGAAUCAAAGAGCAUUAAAAACAUUGAAAAUGAAACUUGGCAAUUGGUAGCAACAGAUAAAUCAGUAAUAAUAGAGCAGGAGGAUAAAAUGAAGCUUGACAUCCAACAAGAUUGUAAUACAACAGAGAAUGUGGAUUUAAGAGAAAGCGAUGAUACUGAUUCAGAUUACUUCAUUGAUCCUAAAGAUAAUAUUUUAGGAAGUUUAAAUGAUACAAUAACUAGGAUCAAAGAAAUAAAAACUGAGAAUAAUACAAUACAAUAUCAGUGUACUUUAUGUUCGCAAAAUUAUGAUAAGCUUACAGGUGUUUUACUUCAUACUAUUGAUAAUCAUAUUCCAAGUAGUGGUCCAUUCUUUUGUGUUGUUUGUGAGAAGGAUUGCGAUAGUCACAGAGAAUUAAGAACUCAUGUAAAAACACAUACAGGACAAUUUCCAUAUUCUUGUUUCAUAUGUAAUAAAGCGUAUACCUUAAAGAGAUAUUUAAAGCGGCACAUGGUUUGUCAUACUGAUUUUCCAAGACAUCGUUGCCCAAAAUGUGGUGUAAGGUUUAAAACAAAAUUAGAAUUAGAAAAUCACAUUGUAACACAUGUACAUGGAGCACCUUAUGCAUGUAGUCAAUGUCCACGUAUGUUCAACCAUAAAGGUAAUUACAAAAGACACUUAAUUACACAUUUGGAUCCUCAAGGUCUUCAUUUACCAAAAUACCCAUGUACAGUUUGUGGUAAACGAUUCUUGAAUAAUCGUACUCUUGAGACUCAUAUGCGUGUUCAUACAGGAGAAAAACCAUUUAAAUGUAAUGUAUGUAGUAGACGUUUUUCGCAACAAGGGAACCUUCUGAAUCAUUUACGAAUUCAUUCGAAUCCCAGAAGUUAUACAUGUGAAGUUUGUGGGAAGAGAUUUAAUCAAAGAGCUACAUUAAAAGAUCAUAGUCUUAUACAUACAGGAGAAAAACCUUACAUUUGUAACGUUUGCGGAAUUGCAUUUACAUUUAGUGCAGCAUUAAGACGUCACAUGUGGACUCAUGCUAGUGGCAAACCUUUUGGUUGUGAAAUUUGCAAUGCGCGUUUUGUAGGGAAAUAUGAUUUGAGACGUCAUAUGAAAAUUCAUAACGAUAGACCAAGAACGAAACAGAAGAAGAAUGGAGGAAAAAAUAGUAAUACAGAAGAAGAAUCAAGAGAAGAUAUUACAACUGUAGAAGAAGUAGAUACAGAAACUGUUCUCAUAGAACAAGUUCUUUUAAAUCAAGAUGUUACACAAGUUAUUCCACAGGAAGAGGCAGAAAAAGAGAAUGUAGAUGCUCUUUUGAAUCUUAUACAGUAUGGCUAAUAUUAUUAAAAAGUUUUUUAUUUUUCCUCCAAUAUUUUUUGUUCAAAGUUAAAGAAAUAGACAUUUAGCUUGAAGAAGGCAGAAUUUGUGGUCGUAAGUCAAUUAACUUAACGUAUAUGUCUCCUUAUUGGAAAUAUUAAAUCUUCAAUUUCACCUUUAAUGUUCGAUCAUCAUAUGAUAAUUUAUAUCUUGAAUUAUAUAAUGCUAUAGAGCAUAAUUUUUAACUUAUUUAAUAGUUUUAAAGGAUCGCGAUUUAUAAAGUUUAUGAAUUAAUUAAACAAUGAAAGAUUGCUUCGUGGGUGUAUAGAAAAUUGUUACUGAACAAUUUUUGUUUUCCUUGUGUAACAUUGUAUAU
Vespa mandarinia (Asian giant hornet) is the source of this 2772-nucleotide messenger RNA. RefSeq lists its product as uncharacterized. Lineage: Eukaryota; Metazoa; Arthropoda; Insecta; Hymenoptera; Vespidae. Gene Ontology annotation, molecular function: DNA-binding transcription activator activity, RNA polymerase II-specific; zinc ion binding; RNA polymerase II cis-regulatory region sequence-specific DNA binding. Gene Ontology annotation, biological process: regulation of transcription by RNA polymerase II. Gene Ontology annotation, cellular component: nucleus. The record is from RefSeq and is a predicted model, not a curated record.